Molecule: messenger RNA, 626 nt
Organism: Brassica napus (rape)
Lineage: Eukaryota; Viridiplantae; Streptophyta; Magnoliopsida; Brassicales; Brassicaceae
Exons: 1
Coding region: 46-345 (99 amino acids)
Biological process (GO): double fertilization forming a zygote and endosperm; regulation of double fertilization forming a zygote and endosperm; regulation of protein localization to cell surface
Cellular component (GO): extracellular region; vesicle
Source: RefSeq, a predicted model, not a curated record
CUACUAGAUUCAUAUCAAGUACUAUUAUAAUACUCUCUUAUCAAAAUGUGGACCAACAAGUUUUUCUUCCUUCUUACAGUUGCAUGCAUGGUCGUGUUCGGUACAGCUCAAACGUUGCCUUCGAUACCUGGACAGGACCCAGCAGAUUGUUUGUCAUCGUUGGAACUUAUUCCUAACUGUAUCUCAGAAAUUUUUGGAUCGAUAAUAAGUGGACAAAUCGGGACUAUUGGUCACUCUUGCUGCCAUGCCUUUUUGGGUCUCAAUGCAGAUUGUGUCACUCAGACGUUUGCCUCCGCUCCUCUCUUCCCUCCGACUCUACGGGUUCAUUGUUCCAAACAAUCGUAAUGCCAUAAUUAUUCUACAUGUUCUAGGUCAUAAAUGUGCUAACAGUGUUAUGGUUCGGCUUAAGUAACAACUUCCAAGUAUGUGAUCAUCAUUAUCCAUAUUUCGUGUUGAUAUAAACACGUGAAUAACUAUAUAAUAAUAAUAAUAAUCUAAAGGAUAAGUCUAAACCAUAAUAUACUCAUGAAAACAUAAACAUGUUUGGUUCCUUACAAAGCCGGUGUGUUCUCCUUUGGCUUUGGUUGGUCACGUUAAUACCACAAAAUGUGUUACUAUCUUGUUCA